CUUCCUACCAGUACUACUCACAUAUACAUACUGCUUUUGCCAUUUUUAUCAUGGCGAUUUCUUUUUGACAUUUGACUACAACUGGGCGCACGUGUUUUCGGGCAAGGCUCUGUGCUAAAUUAUAGUAAAAUCAAAAUGAAUCCGGAGAAGCUGAAGAAGUUGCAGGCGCAGGUGCGCAUUGGCGGCAAGGGAACCCCCCGCCGCAAGAAGAAGAUUGUCCACUCCACGCCCGCCACCGACGACAAGAAGCUGCAGUCGUCCCUGAAGAAGCUGUCGGUGAACACGAUCCCCGGCAUCGAGGAGGUGAACAUCAUCAAGAACGAUGGCACCGUCAUCCACUUCAACAACCCGAAGGCCCAGGCCUCGCUUCCGACGAACACGUUCGCCAUCACGGGUCAUGGCGAGAACAAGACGAUCACCGAGAUGGUCCCCGGAAUCCUGACGCAACUGGGCCCCCAGGACAUCAACCAGCUGAAGAAGCUGGCCACGGAGAUUGCCAACAAGAACGGCGCCGGCGGCGCAGCCGGUUCUUCGGCCGCCGAUGCCGGUGACGACGAUGUGCCCGAUCUGGUCGAGAACUUCGAGGAGGUGGCCAUCGCCGGCACGAAGGAGGAGAAGUCCGGUGAGGUUGCUGCCUCCGCUUAGGCAGGUCCAACCCCAUCCACUUGGACAAAUCACACACCACACCGAACACAAAAACACAUACAAAACAUACGGCCAGGGAGCAAAACGAAGGGGCAGGCAUACAGGACACACGCCCCAGAAGCCGGAAUCACACCAACCGUAGUACACCUACCACUCCCCAAUUCCGUACCCCAAAAGGGAACGGAACCACUCCGGACUCUGGCCUUCUGCCCUGGAUGGGCCAUCCUUCGUGCUCCCUUCAGCCACUUUUUGGGGGUCAUGCUACACACUAUACUAAAAUACAAAAAAUAAAGGCAUCCGAGUGAGCGCUGAACAGAACACAUAAGCAUAAUAACUAUACUUAACAUACUAAGGGAACCCUUCAAUCUUAAUCUAAUAGUAAUAGUUUGGAACCGUCAAAUGUAUUUUCCAAUGCGAUUAAAGCACGUUUCCUUAACCAAAAAACCACAGUCCAAACAACACACACAUUCUAAUUUUUGCCGCCCUCCCAAAAACAUACACACAAGAUGUAUCUAUAGAAAUAUGCGCUCGUAAUACACACUAUAUAUAUACGGUUUUCGGAAGAAUUUAAAGCGAGGUGAUUAGGGGAAAACGCAGACACUCCAGAAGAAGUCAUUGCCAGGUCGUGAGACGGAGGAAUAUAUUUUUAGCACUAGCUCUUACCGAUUUUCCCGAAUUUCCGACUUUUCGAUGUAACCCCGACCUCAAACCAUCCUCAAUUCAAAACGUAAACAAGAUGAAACCAUAACUAAUUGAUUUCGAUUCGAGAAUGAUGUACCAAAAUUGUUGAAAACGUUUUUAUAAUUUGUAAACUAUUGUUUUAGACCAUCAUACAUGCAUUACAUUAAAAGAACUGUAAAAAACAUA
Drosophila suzukii is the source of this 1512-nucleotide messenger RNA. It is a transcript of the gene bic, whose product is annotated as bicaudal. NCBI's taxonomy places the organism in Eukaryota, Metazoa, Arthropoda, Insecta, Diptera, Drosophilidae. The record is from RefSeq and is a predicted model, not a curated record. Gene Ontology annotation, cellular component: nascent polypeptide-associated complex; cytosol.